UCUCUUUCAACAUCCAAAAUGGCGGAACAGGAGAAGAAGAAGAUCAACCCUAUGCGUGAGCUGCGUAUUCGCAAACUUUGUCUCAAUAUCUGUGUUGGUGAAAGUGGUGACAGACUCACACGAGCCGCCAAAGUGUUAGAACAGCUUACUGGACAAACACCAGUUUUCUCAAAAGCUCGUUACACAGUGCGAUCUUUUGGUAUCAGAAGAAAUGAAAAGAUAGCUGUUCACUGCACAGUACGAGGGGAGAAGGCUGAAGAGAUUUUAGAAAGGGGAUUGAGAGUAAGAGAAUAUGAAUUAAGGAAAAACAACUUCUCUGAGUCCGGUAAUUUUGGAUUUGGUAUUCAAGAACACAUUGACUUGGGUAUCAAGUAUGACCCUGGUAUUGGCAUCUAUGGUAUGGAUUUCUACAUCGUGUUGGGAAGACCAGGUUUUAAUGUGAAGGACAGAAGAAAUAAGAAGGGAACUAUUGGAAGAAACCACAGAGUGACGAAAGAUGAGUCCAUGAAAUGGUUCCAACAGAAGUAUGAUGGUAUACUAUUGCCAGGCAAGAAGAAGUAGAGAACAAACCAUUUGUGCGGAAAUAAUGUGUUUAUUAAUAAAUAUUUCCUGAUACCACA
Messenger RNA from Saccoglossus kowalevskii, 620 nucleotides. Its product is annotated as large ribosomal subunit protein uL5. Lineage: Eukaryota; Metazoa; Hemichordata; Enteropneusta; Harrimaniidae. Gene Ontology annotation, molecular function: structural constituent of ribosome. Gene Ontology annotation, biological process: translation. Gene Ontology annotation, cellular component: ribosome. The record is from RefSeq and is a predicted model, not a curated record.